This is a messenger RNA of Haemorhous mexicanus (house finch), 3476 nucleotides long. RefSeq names its product RAS like family 10 member B (gene RASL10B). Gene Ontology annotation, molecular function: GTPase activity; GTP binding. The record is from RefSeq and is a predicted model, not a curated record. The transcript has 3 exons. The coding region runs from base 113 to 724 and encodes 203 amino acids. NCBI's taxonomy places the organism in Eukaryota, Metazoa, Chordata, Aves, Passeriformes, Fringillidae.
GGGAGCCCCGGAGGGGAAAUGCAUCCUGAAUGGGGCUGAGGCCCCCUGCUCGGGAAUAUGCAGCCUCGGCACCGCGGGGGCAGCACCAGGGCAGCGGCCGGAGCGCGGCGGGAUGGUGGCAACCUUCAAGAUCGCCGUGCUGGGAGCCCAGGGCGUGGGCAAGAGCGCCAUAGUCCGGCAGUUCCUGUACAACGAGUUCAGCGAGGUCUGCGUGCCCACCACGGCCCGCCGCGUCUACCUGCCCGCCGUGGUCAUGAACGGCCACGUGCACGACCUGCAGAUCAUGGACUUUCCCCCCAUCACCGCCUUCCCUGUCAACACCCUGCAGGAGUGGGCAGACGUGUGUUGCAGGGGGCUCCGGAGUGUCCAUGCCUACAUCCUGGUCUAUGACAUCUGUUGCUUUGACAGCUUCGAGUACAUCAAAACCAUCCGCCAGCAGAUCCUGGAAACAAGGGUCAUCGGCACCUCGGAGACGCCCAUCAUCAUCGUGGGCAACAAGCGGGACCUGCAGCGGGGCCGGGUCAUCCCGCGCUGGAACGUCUCCAACCUGGUGAAAAAGACGUGGAAGUGCGGCUACAUCGAGUGCUCGGCCAAGUACAACUGGCACAUCCUGCUGCUCUUCAGCGAGCUCCUCAAGAGCGUGGGCUGUGCCCGCUGCAAGCACGUCCACACCACCAUCCGCUUCCAGGGCGCGCUGCGCAGGAACCGCUGCACCAUCAUGUGAGCCCCCCGCCCCGGGACCCCCCAAACCCGGGGAUGGUUCUGCUGCACCAUCAUGUGAGCCCCCCGCCCCGGGACCCCCCAAACCCGGGGAUGGUUCUGCUGCACCAUCAUGUGAGCCCCCCGCCCCGGGACCCCCCAAACCCGGGGAUGGUUCUGCUGCACCAUCAUGUGAGCCCCCCGCCCCGGGACCCCCCAAACCCGGGGAUGGUUCUGCUGCACCACCACAUGAGCCCUCCCUGCCCAGGGAGCCCGGGGCUGCUCAAACUCGGGGAUGGUUCUGCUCCCCGGGCGGUGGGAGCUGUGCUGGGGGCACCUCCGGGCUUGCUGAGGUGACAUUUGGGGACGGGGCACCUUGGGCAGGGUGUGCAGGGGGAUAGUGAGGGGUGAGGGAUGGCCCUGAGCUCUCUGCAAGCCUCCAGAGCUUGAGGCCAAAGCCCUCCCAGGGUCACUGGAGGGUGGAGGAGGUGCCCAAAUUUUUGGCUGUCACUUCAUCCUUGCCAGUUCCUGCCCUGGCAGCACAGGGGCAAUGCCUGGUGCUGCCUGCCUGCCAUCACCUGCUCCUGGAAGGGAAUUAUCCAGCACCUGUAUCCCGCUGUUCUGGGGCUGGUUCUGUCUCUGGGACACAGGGAAACAGGAGUUCUGCGUUUCCCCUUGUGGAGCUGGGGUCUCUCCCUGUGGAGGGCAGAGCAGCCAGGUUACAUGGGCUGUCUCUUGGCUUGGUCAGGUCAGAUUUCCAGGUGGAAUUUCUGGAUGAAAGCAAGAAAGGGGAAAAAAAAAAUAAAUCCCAAUCCUGCUCCUGACAUCCCCAGAGGCUGGGUUCUGCCCUCCCAGGGCUCUGAGCUCCCCUCUACCCUGGCACAGCCCCAGCCCAGGAAGGCUUCUCCUCUGCCCAGCCUGUGAGCACCAAAUAAUCUGGGAGCACUCCUUGCUGGGCAGGUCACCCCUCUGCUACCUCUCGUCCUGGGCUCAGCAGGUGACCAGCCUUGCAUGGCUUCACCCCAGCCCCGGGGUGUCCCGGGCAGGUGGGCAGCCCCCCUGUACCCCUGUGUCCCCCGUGCCCCCUGUGCCCCUGGCAGUGCCACCAGGUCCCACCCGCCGGGUUUUCCCACAGGGAUGUUGCCUUGGCAGCAACAAGGAGCUGGAGCAGCACUUCCAGCUGCAUUCUUGGUUGUUUUUUUUUCUCUCUGCAUAUCCCUAAUAGGAAAGUGAGCCCCCCAUGUUGGUUUUUUCUUUAAUUAUUAUUUUUUAAUCUUCUGGUUUGUGUUUGCGCCAGGGCUGCAGCUCGCCUGCAUCCUGCCCUGCAGGGUGGGUUGGCAGAGGGCAGCCCCUGCUAGGAAAUGAUGAUGGGGUGGUGAAGGGAGAGCAAGAGGCCAAGAGGGUUGUGGUUUCUCCAUGGCUGGUCCCUGUGAGACACAGGGAAACACCAUCCUCACCUGCUGAGGCAGGAUCUGUGUCUGCUCCAUCCUCCAGCACAACCAUCUCUGUGAUUCCUGCUGUCACAAGGAGCUGGAGGGGUUCAGCCCUGCCCUGGGCAGCAAAACAGGACACCCAGCCCUCUGCCACCACAGCCAGGUGUCCAUGGCCCGGCAGCUCCACUGUGCUCUUGGAAUUGCUUCCCAUUAAAGGCAGCUCCAGCUGAGCUCCAGUGCCUCUCACUGCCCCAUCCCUGUGCCAGGGCUGGGGGUACAUCCUGCUCCUCCCUCCCUGCUUGGGGAAUCAAACCCCUUGCUCCAAAAUUAAAAAAAAAAAAAAAAAAAGGGAAAAAAUUAGGAAAGGCAGUGGGGGGAGAGGGAUCCAUCUCAGCCAGGAAGGGCAGUGGCACUUGUCACCAUCCCUUGCCUUCAUGGCAAACCUGGCUCCCCUGUCCAAGCUCAUCCUGUCAGGAUUAAACACACUUUUAAGUCCACUUAUGGAUCUCUGGCUUGAGCUUUAUCCCUCCAAAUUGUCUGAGAAGGAAAUUCCUUGGUAAAUGCUAAUAAUAAAGCAUUUAUAAAGUGCUCACACGUACACAUAUCAACAACUAAGCCAAUACAUUGUUUGUUAUAACCCUGUAGCCUGCAGUUUAUAGCACAAUUAGUUACAGGUUUUUAUAGCAUCUAUUUAGUAUUUUGAAGAAAAAAAAAAGAAAAAAAAAGGUUAUAAAUAUAAUUGUUAUAUUCUAUUGUAAUUUAUAGACAGAGGAAGUUAUAUUAGUAAUAAUAACAACUCUCACUGCUUUGUCAGCAUUUCCCAGCUCCCGGGAAAACGAGAGGGCUACAAAGAGCUCCUCUGCCCAGAGCCCAGGAAGGGGUAGGUGGUGGUGGUGGCACCCUGGGUGCAGGCAGAGAACCCCAGGCAGGAAGAUCCCAGGUGUCCAGGCACAGGGAUUGGAGCACGGCAGCAACCACGAGCGCCCCACGGCCCUACUCACACCUUACUACAGAUUUACCACUCACCCAACGCCACCCUGGUCCUGCUGAGAGCAGCCUGGGCCUGGCCCAGGCUGGCAUGGCCCCACUGCUGUGCCCAGGGCAGUGCCAGGUCUCUGCCCCCGUGCUCGUGGAGGUGAUGCCUGGGUUCGGUUCGGCCCCACCAAGGAUGCUCCCCUCUCCCUCUCCUCCUCCUCCUGCCCCACUGAGCAUCCCAGUUGCCUGGACUUGGCUUCCCUUUCUCCCCUGGACUCCUUGUUGGAGAUUCCCGAGGUGUCUACACCGCCUGUGAUGCCCUGCACCUCCUUCUUUGAAAUUGAAUUAAAAAUCAGGUCUGUCCCCUUG